AGCGAUCAUGGGUUCUUCUUCUAGAAAUCUCUAUGCAGGAAUUGGAGAAGGUCAAUCAACUUCUAGGCCACCACUCUUUGACGGCACCAACUAUUCCUAUUGGAAGGAACGGAUAAGAAUCUAUAUCCGUUCCACCAACUUCCAAUUAUGGUUGGUCAUCAAAAAUGGAGAGGAAAUCCCGAUGAAGAAAGUUGACGACAAGUUGAUCCCCAAGAUCGAAGAUGAGUUUGAUGCCGAGGACAUCAAGAAGAUUGAGAAUUAUGCAAAGGCCAUCAAUAUGUUAUAUUGUGCGGUCAACCCCGAUGACUACCGGAAAAUCUCCUGCUGCACAACCGCUAAGGAGAUGUGGGACAAGCUUGAAGUGACGUACGAAGGUACUGAUAAAGUUCGUGAAGCAAAGAUCGAUUUUCUCACCCAAGAGUACGAAAUGUUCCGAAUGAGAGAAGGUGAGAAAAUUGAUGACAUGUUCGACCGGUUCUCAAAGAUCAUCAACGACCUUCAUGCUCUCAAAAACACUUACGCCAACAAGGAUCUCGUGAGGAAAAUCCUGCGGAGUCUCACAUCCGAAUGGAGGUCAAAAGUCAAUGCAAUCUACGAGUCCAUCGGAGUCUCCAAUGUCACCAUCGACGGGCUAAGAGGUAACCUCAAAACUUAUGAAUCUACUAUUCUAACACCGUCUUUGGAUGAACAAAAGAAUAAAGGAAUAACGCUCAAAGCAACCAAGGAGACCGUAGAGGAGGUUUCAAGCGAUGAUGACAACGAAUUUGGACUUGUCAUCAAGAAGUUCCACAAGUUCAUGAAGAAGGAAUUUGAGCGGAAGGGAAGGAAGCACGACGGUCCUCCCAAGUGCUACGCCUGUGGCGAGAUUGGCCACAUCAAGCCAAGGUGUCCAAAAGUGAAACACGGCAAGGAUAAUCCCGGCUUCAAGAAGCAAAGGGCUUACAUCUCUUGGGGUGGCGAUUCCGGCGACGAAUCAACCGACCAAGAGGAGGACGAAGCUGCAAAUCUCUGCCUCAUGGCGCACGAAGAUCAAAACGACGACGUCCAAGAGGUAUGUACCAUUUCUUCCGACUCCUAUACUUUUGAAGAAAUGCAAGAAGCACUUCAUGAACUUUAUGAGGAAUUUGUUAGCGCUUCUAAAACAAAUAAAUCUUUGAAGAAACGUCUUUCCUCACUUGAAAACGAUUUUGAAAAAUUGGAAAAAGAAAAUGAAAUANCAAGGAUAAGCCCGGCUUCAAGAAGCAAAGGGCUUACAUCUCUUGGGGUGGCGAUUCCGGCGACGAAUCAACCGACCAAGAGGAGGACGAAGCUGCAAAUCUCUGCCUCAUGGCGCACGAAGAUCAAAACGACGACGUCCAAGAGCGGAUGCUCCAAGAACAUGACCGGGGAUGCAUCCAAGUUUCUCCAAAUCAAACCCGCUAAAGGAGGAAACGUAGUUUUUGGAGAUAAUAGCAAGGGAAAGAUCAUCGGCGUUGGUUCAGUAGGUAAAUCUGUAAAUUCCUCUAUAGAUAAUGUCUUGCUUGUUAAAGAUAAUGCUCGCUUCGCGAGAAAGGCUAUUUGUGAUGAUCUUGCAGAUUCACUCGAAAGAUUACACGUUGAAGACGAUGAAGAAGACACGCCAUUAUACACCAACCCGCAACCACAACCUGAGGAAACACCUCAAGUGAUGGUCGAAAAUGAGGACCAAGCGGACGAAGAAGAGGAAGCCCAGGAACAAGAGGAAACCGAGCUUCCCAUCGCUUGGAGAGCGCACAAGAACCAUCCACUUGACCAGGUUGUUUAAGCUCAAAAACAAUUCUUGAUUUAUUGAAAAUAUGUUGUGUUCAUCUAUGUGAAUAGAAAAAACGUCAUUGGUUUGAGAAGUUCAUGGAAAUAUGUGAAAUAUGCUCUUCAUUAGGAGAAAAAGUUUAUUAAAAUGCAUAAGGUAUUGGCGAUUUGUGAAUAGAUUAUGUAUGAGAGUUGAAUGCAUAAUAGAUUCUCUCUUUUAUAAACUUUUUCCCUAGUGGAAGUAUGUUUUCAUGCUUGAAUAAAGAGUUGGGGUUCUA
Messenger RNA from Cuscuta campestris, 2045 nucleotides. The record is from the annotation of a GenBank genome assembly. Lineage: Eukaryota; Viridiplantae; Streptophyta; Magnoliopsida; Solanales; Convolvulaceae.